Molecule: messenger RNA, 5280 nt
Organism: Cydia pomonella (codling moth)
Lineage: Eukaryota; Metazoa; Arthropoda; Insecta; Lepidoptera; Tortricidae
Product: E3 ubiquitin-protein ligase SIAH1A-like
Exons: 1
Coding region: 428-1273 (281 amino acids)
Biological process (GO): multicellular organism development; proteasome-mediated ubiquitin-dependent protein catabolic process
Cellular component (GO): cytoplasm
Molecular function (GO): ubiquitin conjugating enzyme binding; zinc ion binding; ubiquitin protein ligase activity
Source: RefSeq, a predicted model, not a curated record
AGUCUAUGACAUCAUGGUUGCUGUACUUGCUGUCAUUUGACAGAAUUUUAUUCUGCAUUCGAUUGUUCGUCAUUCAAUCGUAUCAUAAAUUUUUUUAACCAUAUAAUAUGGAUACAAAAGAACAAUCGUAAUCCUUUAAAAAACGAUUUUCUAUAUAAAAUUCUUCGUAAAAGACGAGUUUAUAUUCGUAAUGUGUAUGUGAGUGAUUUGAAAGAUAUGGUAAAUAGUUAAUAUUGACUGUCAAGCAAGAAAAAUAAUAGCAGUGGCCUCCAAAAUUGUAAUGGAAUCUUAUUUCAAAGCGACAUCCAAACGAAAAAAAUCGGCUCUGGAGGGCUACAAGUGAGUUAUGUUGUUGUUGAACUAGUUAGUGAAUACGUCAGUUGAUCGGUGAACCCUGGUCGACGUUUUAUAUGCGCGUAACGGUGACAUGAGCACGAAUAAGAGGCGCGGAGGAGCUAGCAGUUGUGCUGUGCCCGGGGUUCCCGCGCUGGCCGUGUCCACCGUGCCCACCGCCAUGUCGGCCGACCUCGCGUCGCUGUUUGAAUGCCCAGUGUGCUUCGACUAUGUUCUCCCGCCCAUCCUGCAGUGCCAGAGCGGGCACUUGGUGUGCUCGAGCUGCCGACCCAAGCUGUCGUGCUGCCCGACGUGCCGCGGGCCCCUCGGCAACAUUCGCAACCUCGCCAUGGAGAAAGUUGCUAGUAAUGUAAUGUUCCCCUGCAAACACUCUAACACAGGCUGCACUGUGACCCUAGUGCACACCGAGAAAGCUGAGCAUGAGGAAGCCUGUGAGUUCAGACCUUACUCCUGCCCCUGCCCUGGGGCCUCCUGCAAAUGGCAGGGUGGCCUUGAUCAAGUGAUGCCUCACCUUAUGAUGUCUCACAAAAGCAUCACAACUCUACAAGGCGAAGAUAUAGUUUUUCUGGCUACGGACAUAAACCUACCUGGAGCAGUAGAUUGGGUGAUGAUGCAGUCUUGCUUUAAUCAUCACUUCAUGCUGGUUCUGGAAAAGCAGGAGAAAUUUGACGGGCAUCAGCAAUUCUUUGCUAUAGUGCAGCUUAUAGGUUCUAGGAAGGAGGCAGAGAACUUUGCGUACAGGUUAGAGCUGAACGGCCACCGUCGUAGGCUGACCUGGGAGGCAAUGCCGCGCUCCAUACAUGAAGGGGUCUCCUCCGCUAUCAUGAACUCUGACUGCCUUGUCUUUGACACAUCACUGGCACAGCUUUUCGCUGACAAUGGAAACCUUGGAAUAAAUGUCACAAUAUCUAUUGCCUAAAAUCAAUAUUGCCACAUUAGAAGUAGGAAGCUGCCUGAAAUAACUUAUUUCAUUGGCUAUAAAGAAUAAUUUAAUUAAAUUUAAAAUGGCAGUGAAAUAGAAGUGUAAAAGAUCUCUUAUGAAUUAUGUAUAGACAGUGUUUUAAAUUAUCAAACUGAAAUUAAUACUUUAUUAUUAUUAUGAAUGCACAGGCAGCUUAUAGCUGAUAUGUGCACAUCAAUGUCCUGCACUUGUGUUUUGUCCAUUUAUAAAAUGUUUGUUACAAUUUGCAUUGUUUACAGUUCCCUGACUUUGACAUGUUUAUAUUUGAUAGGACAUCAUAAGCCAAAUGUUUUUUAUUCUAUUACCCGGGUCCACACAGAGCGAGCAUAUGCCCAGGCAAUUUCCUCACACACAAUACGGCCAGUGUAGACGUGCCUCGGCCGCGGCGGCCCGCUCGGGGGAAGACAACGUUUGUGCAUAAGGAAAUUGCCUCGCGCGUAUGUUCACUCAGUGUGGACCCGGCUAUUAUCAUUUUGUAUAUGUGUGUUCACUUUAGUGUUAAGUAGUGGAAAGUUUAAUUGGAGUGUAAAACUUCUGAAACGCCUUGUAAACAUAGAUUAUAAAUUAUAUCAAUUUAUGACCUCUCAUGAGCGAGGGAAAGUGAUUACUUUAUUCCAAAAUAUGAACAAAUAUUAUUUGUGUUGUUAACAUUUAAUCAUUUGUAUAUAGUGUAAUGUUAAGAGGUUUGAGCAAUUUCUAUGCAAUUAUAACGGUGUAUAAGCUUGUGAAUUUAAUUUAGUGUGCUGGCAUUGACUGAGCUCAGGUCACAAGGACUGAUAACCAAACCCAGUUUAUUAUUUGGUUGAUCAACUAUUUCUAAUUGUAUAACCUAGUACUCACUUGCAGGAAAGUAAGAAAGUGGAUACCCAAUCUUGCUUUGCUAGACCAUCAUGAAAAAUUUUAGGGUCUCUAGGACCUACCCUCAUUGGCUUCAAACCCUUCCCAAGUUUUUUUUUCAGUCUUGUUAUCUAGAAUCUACAAAUAUAACAGGUUAUGUUUGGCUAUAAAUCCUACACAAUCAUGGUCUCCUCAUCUUUUUAAUGAGGAGAAAACCAUGAUCCCCAAAAGACAAGAAAUAGUUGAUUAACUUGGUUGUUGAAUCUUUAUGUGUUAAUUUCCUGACAGUUACCUUCUAGAUUUAGCACACCCAGAACAAUAUCUAAAUAUCCUUAAUUUAUUGAAUGGUCUUGUGAGACAAUCCAUGUGAGUCUUAAACUUGCAAGUGCUUAGGCAAAGACAAGCUUAGAACAUUGGUUGAGCCCCAACUCACAAAACUCUCUAAUGCCUUUUGCAUAACAAUUUGUAACUUGUAAUGUUAGCAGAACUUUUAAAAUAACUUUGCUAAUAUAACACAUAAAAUUGUUAUGAAAUAACUCCCUGAAUAAUAUGAAUUUGAUUUAUUUGGCCCCUUACCUAAUCUAAUUUUAUUAUAGAAAAUCAAAAACUUUACAUAUGAACUACUUAAAUAAUAUUCUGACACAUGUUUGAAUCAAAUACUUUUCUGAUAUCAUUAAAAUAUAUUAGUCGUAAUAUUUCUUUACGCUUAUAGCAGAAUCAGUUGCGUAUCAAUAUUUCUUGCAUUAAACUACGCGGCCACACACUCGACGAAUGGUAUGGGAAGUACGAGUAUGCAGGGUAGUAUGGCGGUGACGAGUAACGUGGCCACUACGUCUCUGCCUACUCCCAUACCACUUCUCUAGUGUGUGGCCGCGCAGAAACAGACAAAGGAAAAUACAUGUGCUGCUUUUGCUAGCUCAAAUUAGAUUGUCUUGGAUUCUUAUCGUGACCUGACGUCACAAAGCUCAGUGAAUUCAGUAACUAACGAACUCGCUAUCUUAUUAGUAAACCAUAAAAUAAGUAAAUAAACCUGGUUAUCUGGUCUCGAAUACUGGCACUCCUAACUCGGAAUGUAGCCAGUUCUGGGCAUUGGUUGGUUCUGAUCAAUUGUUUUAGAUUUAUCCUUUAUUUAUACAAAAACCAUGUUACUUAAUUAUAGUGUAAUUAUCAAGGGUGCAUUCGGAUAUAUUGUGUUGUAGAGUCUCUGCGUAAAGAGUCAUAGAAUGUAUUGGUUUGGUUCAUUUAUAUUCCACGACUCUUCUCUUUCCGCACUCUAAUAUUAACGCAAAAUGUGAUACAAACGCGGAAAGUAAUCUAUGAAUUCCUAACGAGGGGCGAUAAUGUAAAACAAAGGGUUGUGCAACAAUAUGAGUUGGAAUAAUAAUAUCGCAUGUUUUGCAAUGCAUGCUAAGACGACGGACUGGACUUUUGAUGAUCGGUCUGGCCUAGUGGGUAGUGACCCUGCCUUUGAAGACAAAGGUCCUGGGUUCGAAUUCCGGUAAGGGCUUUUAAUUGUGUGAUGGCACAAAUAUUUGUUUCUUAGUCAUGGGUGUUUUCUAUAUUUUAGUAUUAUAUAUAUUAUUAUUAUUAUUAUUUGGAGCCUGUCGUGUCCCACUGCUGGGCAAAGGCCUCCCCCCAAUCUCUCCACUGAUCUCUAUCGAGUGCUAUGUCUGGCCACUCCUUCAAGAAGGAGUCCAGUUCAUCCCGCCAUCGCCGGUGAGGUCUGCCAGAUCCCCGAUUCGAGUUUUCGGGCUCCCACUCUGUAGUGACUUUGCCCCACAACUCAUUCGGCAUUCGGCAGACAUGACCAGCCCAAUCCCAUUUUAGCUUGGCCGCUUUCCGAGCUACAUCGAUGAUUUGUGUCUUGGAGCGCAGCGUGGUGUUCCGGACUCGAUCCACCAAUUUGACACCUAAUAUGCUACGCUCCAUAGCUCGUUGGCAAACUCCGAGUUUGGACUUCUGAGCUUUAGUCAAAGACCAAGUCUGUGCCCCGUAGGUUAGAACUGGGAGUAUGCACAUGUCCAUGAGCUUCCGUUUGAGAUAUAUCGGAAGAUUACCUUUCAUCAGGUGUUUCAUGGACCAAUAGCUCCUCCAGGCGUUUUCAAUCCGUCUUUCGACCUCUUUUUCCUGACGCGCCUGGAAGGAGACUAAUUGGCCCAAAUAAAUAUACUCAUGGACAUCCAAAUAUAUAUAUAUAUACACACCGUGUUUUUAUUGAAUUCCGUUAACUUCGGGGUAUCGGUAAGUAGGUUUAAGGAAAUUAAAUGGUACAGUUAAUUUAAAAAAAAAAAAGUUUUUUUUUCUAUAAUUAGUACUUAAAUGUUGCAUAUAGCUUUGUUGUAAAACGGAAACUUCAUUUAAAUCAACCAAAGAAUUGAAAACUGUGACAUAUCAAUGUCAUUUCGACCAUCGAUCGUCCGAGAUAGUACUUACGUUUAGUAGCAAAUGUAAUACCUCACACUAAACUAAUUGAUAUGUAAACAGGCCCAAAAGCAAGUGUGCACGCUCGUAAGGGCCUUAUAAGAUAAAAAAUAAUUAUUGAUUAUCUCUGAAAUGGAGUUAAUUAGAAUACCGGUGUCUUUGAGAAAGUUACUUAAUUUAAGCUCGGGAAUGCACCCUUUAAAUUAACGGAAAUAAAAAAAACACGGUGUAUGUAUAUAGAGAACUAUAUAUAUAUAUAUAUAUAUAGUUCUCUGAGUACCCACAGCGCAAGCCUUCUUGAGCUUACUGUGGGACUUAGUCAAUCUGUGUAAGAAUGUCCUAUAAAUAUUUAUUUAUUAGCAAAAUAAAAAGCGUCGAAAAGUAGCAUUUUAAUCGCCUGUUGCUCUAUAUCGUCUAGCAGCCCAGAUGCCAAUAAAAAAGCCUUCCAUGCUACUGUCUUUUAAUCGUUAUUUUGGCAAGAUCAGUGGGCGGUUAGAGUAUAUAAAUUAGGAUUUUUUGAGCAUAUGAACAUGUUAUCCGAAAUGCACUCCUAUUUCUGUACUUGAUUCCACUUCCAUAAGUUUUUCCAAUGUAUGCCGCCAUGAUGGUAGCGUACUUUAAUAUUAUUUAAUCUUUCUUCUAUUUCUUAGGAUAUACCUGGUAAAAAAUACAAAAGAUUCUAGUUUAAAUAAACAUUUUGUAACAUA